This is a messenger RNA of Dichomitus squalens LYAD-421 SS1, 690 nucleotides long. Its product is annotated as HET-domain-containing protein. NCBI's taxonomy places the organism in Eukaryota, Fungi, Basidiomycota, Agaricomycetes, Polyporales, Polyporaceae. The annotation marks the transcript as partial. The record is from RefSeq and is a predicted model, not a curated record. The transcript has a single exon.
UACGCGAUCCUGUCGCAUGUAUGGGGCAAGAAGGAGCAAUCUUUCCAGGAGACACCAGCGUAUCACAAGGAUCUCCCCUCUAAUCGACCAAAUGCUCGCGAUACGGCUUCGGAGAAGGUCCGCCAAUGUUGCAUUCUUGCAGAACGGGAUGGCCUUCGGUGGAUUUGGAACGACACAUGCUGUAUUGAUAAGACCAGCUCUGCAGACCUCUCCGAGGCGAUCAACUCCAUGUAUCUCUACUACUCACUCGCAGAGGUCUGCUAUGCCUACCUAGCGGACGUCGCUCAAGAUCGAUUUGACACCGGCACGAAGGGACUCUUCGCCGCGAGUCAGUGGCAUACUCGGGGUUGGACGCUACAGGAACUCAUUGCCUCCCCAUUCCUCGUCUUGAUAUCCUCAGACUGGCAGAAGCUCGGUACCAAGAUGGACCACGCUCGGUCCCUGAGCAAAAUUACCCAUAUCCCUGUCGAAGUGCUCCUGAUGCAGAAGCCAGUCAGCAGCUUCAGCGUGGCCCAACGCAUGUCGUGGGCUUGCGGACGCAAAACCACUCGGGUUGAGGAUCGUGCCUACUCGCUCAUGGGAAUCUUCUCCGUCAACAUGACGGCAAUCUAUGGCGAAGGAGAACGUGCAUUUCGGCGACUGCAGGAGGAGAUCAUGAGGCAGUCUAUUGACCCAUCGCUAUUCGCCUGG